AACCAAAAAAAAAAAAAAAAAAAGAGCAGCAGGAAAACCGAAAGCUGAAAUGCAGUCUGAGUGAAAGCAGAGCAAGAGAAAGACCGAAAACAGUUUGAACAAACAGGGUCAGUUUGCUCAAACGGGUGCCAGAAAGAGCUUAUAUCGGCGAGCCAAAAACAUGGAGACCUAACCUUUCCGCUGGAACUGUGAUCUUGCUCCGACCGGACAGCAGCAUUGUUUUCACCAGACAUGUAUGCGUUUCUCUUGAGUGCGAUCAGCUGUCUCUGUUUCCUUCAAGGAGGUGUUCUUUCGGAAGAAUGCAGUCAGAGCGUUCUUGGGAAACGUGAAACUUUCCCGGUGGCUUCGGGGAGCAGUUUGUCUCUGUCUUGUGUGGUUCAACACUGUGGACACAGCUGGAGCGGCAAAUGGGCGUGGGAGAACACGACAGGGUACAGUACCGAUGUUAAAGACAGCGCGAGGCACCUUCUCUCCAACUUCACACUCGACGCCAACAAAACCAAGCUGAAUUUAAAGAUUGCGGGUGUAAUCCAGUCAGAUGAAGGCUCCUACAGAUGCAAUGUGCAAUGGAGUGACAGAAGCUCUGAUGUGAGCCACUGGAUGCAAGUGAACGUGACGAAAGGUGUUGCCUCUCAGAGAAAAAUACUACACAGGGUUUUGGUCUGCACCGGUGCCUUCCUUUGUCUUCCUGCCAUUCUGGGAUUGGCUCGCUGCCUCAGUUCAGAGGUCAAGCCGCAGCCACAUCCCAGGAUAGAGGUCCUAUAUGCAGCUGUGAACAAUGAUAGAUCACAACAGCCUCCGCAGCCUCUGCCCCGGCGCCCGGUACCAAAGAAACGCACCGCUCCUCCUCACAGAGCUCCACCGACGCCCCAGAAAAAGCCCGAGCUGCUGUAUGCAGACAUUUCUCAGGACGCCCUGAGGAAGCACGAGGCCGAGAGAGAGCCGGUUCAGCCCACCGUCUACUCAUCCGUCAGGUUUUCCCCCUGAUAACAGCAGAAAGAAGAUGGAAAAUAUGGAGCAGCCAAGUUCAACGAUCUAUUUCAAUAGUUUUGGUUCCAGGGUGGGAAUUGUUUCUGUAGCACACAGCUUCAGUGAUUCGAUGUCUUUGAGCCCCCGGUAAGGUCCUGGCAUGAUACUGGCUGGAUAGAAAACCCUCUCAUUAGAAAUGGUAGGUCGUUUAACUGGAUGGUUUACUUGCGGUGACCCAGCUUAGUCCAAGCAUUUUCAAAUAAAAGUUAGUUUUAGGGCCAUUGGAGAAGCUUAAUUUUAUGCAUUUCAAAAGCAGUUUGAUUGUGUAUUUAAGAUCAUUCCCCUACUGGAACACCUUAUUGUGUAGACAUUUCAUCGGCUGAUCUGAGGUAAAGCUGUAGACCUUGGAGUUAGUCCUUCGCUUUUACUCUUUCACCCACUUUGUGCAACCUCCUUUGUGAGAAAACCAGAUCCUCAGCUCCACACCGCUCCCUCCAUGCUUGACACCUGGUGCAGUUUUAUUGGGUUUAAAACCAUCUCCUUGACUUUUCUUAUUUUGACUUGUUUUUCUGUGGACACUGAUGUUUCAACAUCUUCUUGAUCUCCAUCUUCAUGGUAGAUUCUUGCUGGAUCCUGGGUUGCUGCCCAACCUCCCAACCAAUUUCUCUUCGUCUGAGGGUGUAACUUUGGCUUAGAUCGGGGUUCUUCAACCCUGGCUCUCAGGAUCCUCUACCCUGCAUGUUUUAGUUGUGUCUGCUCCACCACAUCUAAAUCAUAUGAUUGGGCCCAUCCAAAUACCUCUGGUGGGUAAGGACUCUUUAGCCAAAGCGGAAGUGCACCAGCGGCCCUGACGCACCAUGUGUGCUGUCUGUAUAGUGCAGUCUGUGAGGAAGGAGGCAGGAAAAGUAGCCUGCGUGCUUCCUCACAUGGCUAAUUUAGUAUGGGAACCACGCAGAGUCUUUUGCUGGUGCCAAGGAGCUGUAAAGAAUCCCACAAUCCUUUGUGCGACAUGACGUACCAGCACAGCCCACCACACAGGAAUCAAUGAAAAUGUCACUUUGUAGUUCAUUUUCACAAGCUGUAGGUCCGUAUUUGACUCAUAUCAUCCAUGUAUGUUUCUGUCAGGUAAUGACGUCAGAGUUAAAGGCUGUCCGAAAUCAACACAGCAGUCCGAAGCUCCUUUCUUACCCACAAUAGAGGUCAUACUGGUGAAGGAGCAGGAGGUAGGAACAGGAGCUAGAAGCUAUUAUUAUUGGUAGUCAGAUGGAGCCAUUGCAUCACCUCCUCAGCAGCCAUAAAGGGCUGCAGAGGCCUGUUAAUCACCCAUUUAUUUAGGUCAGGUAUGUGGAAGCAGGGAAACACCUAAAACAUGUAAGAUAGUGGAUCCUGAGGACCAGGGUUGAAAACCACUGGGUUAGAUAGUUUUAUAUUUUAACACACCUUGGUUUUUCCAACAGAACCAGGAUCCCAAACUCGCAUCAAAGUUGGCUUUAAUAUGAAUAAAACUGGCUGGUACUAUGCUUCCUUUAGUGGCCCGCCCAAGGUCAUAAGGUCAAGUCCAUUGAAAAAUGUAUAGAAAGUCUGAUCUAUGGCAGGAAACUAACUCUAUCCGUUCUAAAAAGAAAAGUGAGGUGCAAGUUCCCGAGGAACGUUUUAGCUAAUAUUGGUUGAAAUGAGAAAACCACAAUAUGUUCGAUGCAAAAACCGUUACAGUUUUUCAUCAGAGGUCAGCUUAUUGAACAGGGUUGGUCUAUACAACCCUAGCCAUACCAGAUACAUGUUUUUUUUUAUGUCCUGUCUUUUAUUGAUUAAACCUUUUUAAAGCAGAAAA
Molecule: messenger RNA, 2800 nt
Organism: Fundulus heteroclitus (mummichog)
Lineage: Eukaryota; Metazoa; Chordata; Actinopteri; Cyprinodontiformes; Fundulidae
Exons: 5
Coding region: 232-987 (251 amino acids)
Source: RefSeq, a predicted model, not a curated record